Molecule: messenger RNA, 3223 nt
Organism: Haliotis rubra (blacklip abalone)
Lineage: Eukaryota; Metazoa; Mollusca; Gastropoda; Lepetellida; Haliotidae
Product: toll-like receptor 4
Exons: 2
Coding region: 100-2631 (843 amino acids)
Biological process (GO): inflammatory response; toll-like receptor signaling pathway; immune response
Cellular component (GO): membrane
Molecular function (GO): transmembrane signaling receptor activity; protein binding
Source: RefSeq, a predicted model, not a curated record
GGCUCAUCCAGCACAAACAAACUUCCUCGUUACCCCCGAUCCAUCACAUGGCCACCCGGGUAAACAGACAGCAAGAGAAGGAAGAAAGGGUCUCCCCAAAUGGCUCCCAAAGACUGUGUUUGUUUGCUACUUCUCAUAAUGAUAUCCCAAGGACGAAGUGAUCCCAAGGAAACAGACCUGUGUUCGCGAUGUAUAUGUACAAAACCCAUGCAAAGAGACUGUUACCAUGCAGACUGUUCAAACCGUAAUUUGACGACAAUUCCGCUGUCACCAUACCACGAUAUUUGUCAUCUGAAUCUUCAUGGAAACUUCAUAACUAUCCUUGGGAACUCUGACUUAAGCAACUACUCCUUGCUGACCUCCCUGGAUCUCUCCUCUAAUGAUCUAUCUGAAAUUCACAAUGACUCUUUUAGUGGUGUUGGGGAACUGGCCCUCCUUGAUCUGUCCACUAACAGACUAAAGUAUAUUCUCAUGUCUACACAAAUAUUUUCGUCCUUGGAAAAACUCAAAUAUUUGAGCUUGAGCAACAAUAUAUAUGCCGAGAUACCCACGUCGUUGCUCUGUCCACUGAUGUCUCUCGAGAGUCUCACUAUGGAUGGUGUUUUUCGAAGUCCUGUUGGUAGUGGGUGUGAAGUGAUGUACAAUCUUACAUACCUCUCACUAUCUGGAUUAAAUGGGCGUUGUAAAAUUGAUUAUUUGUCCAAGGACUUCCUACAAAACGUCCCGAUGCUACACUAUCUGAAUGUUUCUUAUUGCAAUAUCUUUAAAGUAGAGCCUGGAGCUCUUGCCUUCUUGCGGAACCUUGACACUCUUGAUAUAUCAGGUAACACCUUCUUAAAAUUAAACGGAGUCGCGAAUGCUACAAGGGGAUUAAAUAAUUCGAGACUAAGACAACUGUUUAUCAACAAGAUGGUGGGAGAACAUACUAUAUGUGUUUGGGUACCAAAGUCGAUUGGUUUAAAUCUUCAAAAUACGUCCCUGGAAAUGCUAGAGGCCAACGACAACCGGAUCGAAUUGAUUCACGAAGAUGUGUUCAGGUUGUUGCCGAAUACACUGAAGACAGUCAGCGUCAGGAACAACCGUCUCACCUACGGUUCAUACAUCUGGUACCUACAGAACCUGACAGGACUGGAGACUCUGGAUUUAAGCACAACGAGGGGACUCCACACGUUACCAUUUGCGGAACCGGAAAACCAAACCAGAUAUACCUUACCGAGUCACGAUCAAACUGAAAAAUGUUUCACAACACCAAGAGCAGAGAAAUAUUUGGAGGAUUCUCCACACGAAAAAAUACCGGAAAAUGCGCAUACGAUCACACCCUAUGGCAUUCCUCCAAAUCUAAAAACACUAAAAUACACAGAUUGUAAGUUAGCAUAUGAUUUGUCAAAGUUGCAUUUUGCUGAUAAUAGCCUUAGACGUGUUGAUCUGUCUUAUAAUAUAUUUGCUAAUUGGUUCGGUCCUAUAUAUGGCUUGGAAAAUGUCACACAUCUUGACCUCUCAGGAAAUCUUGCCACGAAAGUUAACCCAUAUUUUUUUGCAACCUUUCCAUCAUUAACGCACCUAAAUGUAUCCCACAAUGCACUCACAAUGUCUAAAAAUGGGGAAUAUUUUCGGAAUCAAAGUAAAGUAGAAGUUUUAGAUUUGUCUAGCAACAAAAUAUUGUUCUUGCAUCGGGAUUUCCUUACUGGAUUGAAAUCACUGACAACAUUGAAUCUUUCUUUUAACUACAUGGACAGUUUAUUUGUAGAUUUGGACCAUAACUUAAAUCUUACAAGUAUAAAUUGUUCACACAACGACAUCAAAUAUAUAUCGCCACGGUUGAGAUCCCAGAUGGACAGGAUAGCCGCGUUGCACAACUUUACCAUAGACCUGUCUAAAAACGACCUCCGCUGUACAUGUCAAAAUAUAGAAUUUCUUGAAUGGUUGCUAAACUCCAACAUUCAUGCAGCAAACAGAGACCUGUAUCAUUGCGUUGACAUUAAUGGGGAAGUAAUACAUUUUAAAGAUCAUGAUGUACUAAAGAAUCUGAGAGAUUCUUGCUCUGAUUUCAUAGCUCUAUCUAUGGGACUACUUGCAACAUUCGUCCUCAUCUGUUCCCUGAUAGCAGCAACUAUCUGCUAUCGAUAUCGUUGGAAAAUUAUCUACAUUUUUUAUGUGUUCAAACUGAAACUAAGAAAAAACAAAACUGAAUAUGAACGCAUUUACGAUUUUGACGUUUACGUCUCUUACGCCGACCAUGACCUUCAUUUUGUCCGCGAGGACAUGAUUCAGAAGCUGGAACACCAGAAGGGGAAGAGACUUUACAUCCGGGAUCGAGACUCUCUUCCAGGAGCUCCUAUUGCUGAGAACAUCAUCGACGGGAUCAGAAGCAGCAAGAAAACUGUGCUGUUGUUGUCCCAGGCGUUCCUGAAGAAGAAGUGGUGUAGGUACGAGUUACACAUGGCCAACAUGGAGACUGUGUCCACUGGCCGAUCUGUCAUGGUCAUCAUCAUGUUGGAGGACAUUCCGUACCGGGACAUUCCACCCGUGAUACUUUACGAUGUACAGAACAGCCGUUUUGUAGACUACCCAAAAGACCCCAGCGACCAGGAACUGUUCUGGGCAAAUGUGUCCACGGCUCUUGAUAGUUAGACUGUCAUAUAGGUGACCUUACACAUGCACACUGUUUUGCAGUACAAUCCGUGAAGAUCCGUGUUAGAAGUGAUCUUCAGUAACCCAUGCUUGUUGUAAGAGGCGAGUAACGGGAUCGGGUCGUCAGACUCGCUGAUUUGGUAGCCAUAUGUCAUCGUAUCCCAAGUGCCUAGAUCGAUGCUGAUGCUGUUGAUCAUUGGAUUGGUCCAGACUCGAUUAUUUCCAGACCGCCGCCAUAUAGCUGGAAUAUUGCUGAGUGCGGCAUAAAACUAAACUCGGUCACUCACUCAUUUUUGCAGUACAUACGUGGAAUUCGAACAUCAACUGUCAUAGGUAUAUAAUAUUUAAUAGUUUUAGAGUAAUGUGACAUUUAAAGUCAAUGACUAAUAAUACCAACAGUCGGUAGAGUUUUACAUUAGGUGCCUUUUCUAAGUCUACAUGUAUGGUCAUUACGCAUUUUCAGAUUCAUUCAUCGAAAUUAGAUUCGGACUUAAAAACAAACACUAAUGUCACCUGGGAGUUGACUUGUGUGUGUGAGUCUUUAUCGUGGUUUUCCUUUAAGUAUCCUCAGAGUUGUACUCACAGACCAAUA